Molecule: messenger RNA, 2146 nt
Organism: Anopheles aquasalis
Lineage: Eukaryota; Metazoa; Arthropoda; Insecta; Diptera; Culicidae
Product: zinc finger protein 184
Biological process (GO): regulation of transcription by RNA polymerase II
Cellular component (GO): nucleus
Molecular function (GO): DNA-binding transcription factor activity, RNA polymerase II-specific; zinc ion binding; RNA polymerase II cis-regulatory region sequence-specific DNA binding
Source: RefSeq, a predicted model, not a curated record
ACAAAAUAAGUCGCGCGUGAUUCUAAUUUGGUAGUUUUGCACAAUUUUCUGUCGUGUUCCACGCGAAAAGUGCCCUCCAGGAUGACGGUUUUUCGGUUAGAAGAGUUUCCGUACGUUUGCCGUAUCUGCCUCCAGCCUGUUGAAGCGUUGACGCAGAUCGAAGGAACGCUCGCCGAGCAGCUCAAUGAAAUCGCGGGAUUUUCCACUCCAAAAUGCGAUGUACAUCUCACACCAUCCGGUGUUUGUGAGAUAUGUGCGGAGGAGUUUGAAAACUUUAUUGCCUACCGCAACCGACUGGUUUUCGUGACACAGUUUUCAUAUGGCCUGGUGCAGGCCCGCAAAGGCGCCUCGAACGUGCUGGAGGGCUUGUUCAAUGAUCACCCAAAAGACAUGGAAAAGAUGCUGGAAGAACUUCAUCUAGUGAAUGGGAACGCGAGCGGAUACGGAUUGCAGGAGCUGCUAGAUGAGUUCGAAAGUUAUACCAUCAGUGCGAUUCCCGUCGAGCUGCAGACUGAUGAUGAUAUCAACCAAAACUCGGACGAAGAAGUUCCGAUGGAGUACGACGAGACAUACGAAACGAUUAAGGACGAGGUCGAGUACUUGGAUCCACCAUCAUCGCCCGUGGUCGAGGAGACAACAAUCGUCACGAAAAUCGAACCACUGGGGGUUGAUGAAGUGGAUGAAGUUCUGGAACCAUGCGUGGAGGAGGACAUAUACGAGACUAACGAUUCCAUAGAAGAACCUACCGAGGGUGAUGAGACAAUAGAAUAUACGGAAGAAGUGAUAAUCGCAAGGGGUGUAGAGGACGAAGAUGAAACAGAAGCUGGAGCAGAAGCCGGAGCAGAAGCCGAAGCAACAGAAACGCCGAAGAGCGAUGAGAAACCCGCAGGGACAAAACGAACGAGGUCAUCGCAGAAAGUGCAGAUCGGACAAAAUGGUGAAAAGAAUCAACUGUGCUGCCCCAAGUGUGACUUUGUGACCAUUUACCAGAGAUCGUUUGAUAUGCACUUGAAAAGACACAAAAAGACUGAUCGGUUACCGGAGCGCUCACUUACCUGUAAACGGUGCCAGAGUGCGUUUGCUACCCGAAAGGAACUCAUCAAGCACAAACGCUCCGAGCAUCGUGACUUUAUGUGCGAUACGUGCGGGCUUGCCUUUGAGCAAAAGUUUGCGCUGGAGAUGCACCGUACACGGCACGGACAGAAGCGCCAGUUCAAGUGCGAUUACUGUCCGCUCGAGUAUUUCACGAAGCCGGAGAAGCUGCUCCACAUCAAGCAGGUCCAUCUGAAGGUGUUCGAGGUAAAGUGUCCCGACUGUGGGCUAUUGUUUAAAACCAAAAACGAGCUUAACCAGCACAUCAAAUCGCACACGGACACCCGUACCUACAUGUGCAGUGUAUGCAAGUUCGGUUUCAAAUCGCAAACGCAUCUCAGCAGGCAUACCAAGAGCGUUCAUCAGGAUGUGCGGUACAAGUGUGACCACUGUAGCCAAUCGUACUGCCGCAAAGAUAAACUGCGAAUGCAUAUCGAAAAACAACACAACAUUCAAACCUAUUUCGUGUGCGACAUAUGCUUGCAGUCGUACAACACACGGAGUCAGCUCGAUAAACAUAAGGCGCACCAUCUAAAUCCAAAGGAACAACAGUGUGGUACCUGUCUCGCGGCGUUCCUCACGCAGAAAGACUUUGAUGAGCACAGGUGUAUCACCUAUCGGGAGAACUACAUCUGUUGCGAUCGAGAUUUCAAGUUUCACUUCCACUACAACAAACACAUGUUUCUGGUGCACGGUGAACAUACGAACGUACGCGUCAAGCCAGCGGAAGGAUUACUUAUGGGACAGUUUCGUGCAAUGCGCAAACAAGAAGAACGAUGCGGCAAGUGUGGCCAGGAGUUUCCAACACGCACCUCCAAAAAGCAACACAUGGCUACCUGCGAUGGUCCCAAUUAUUACAUCGUGGAGUAUAUCGACAACAGCAGCAGCGCUCCGGAUCAGUUAGACCUGCCGCCUGCUAAGUCGGAUAGCACGUAAGUCACAGCAGGCGAGACACCAGAUUGCACCUCUAAGGUUCACACAUUCUCAAUACUAUUUUCAUCAUACAUUACAUUUCGCGGAUAAAAAGAACACUUAUUUGAUUUUAUAUACAAGA